AUGGAACGGUCAGAUCAGAACAUUCGCAGUACUCGGAGGCGCAGAGCUGACAAAGGCAGGAGAAGUUGGACUAAGCAUGAGGAAGAAAUUCUUAUUGUUGCAUUGAAAGAGAAGAAGGAUUACAGUAGCCUCGUGUCGAUGCUCUCUAAAACGGGCAUUGGCUGGAACGAUUCGACUAAAAUGAUUGAAGCAAGUGAUGAGGCAUGGGCAUCAUAUGUAAAGGUUGAUCAAAAUGCUCGAUUAAUGAGGUAUAAGAGUUGGCCGUAUUAUCUCGAUUGGGCAAAUAUCUUUGGGAAAGACAGGGCAACUGGAGAGUAUGCAGAGGAUAUAGGAAAUGCUGCAAGUCAAGCAGUUAAUGAUGGCACGGGUGUGUUACCUGAUGAAGUUGAAGCGGGAACAAAUUUGGGUGGAGAUGAAUUUGACUGGAUGACGUCUGAAUCAGAAAGUCGUGCUGAAGGUUCCACUUCUACUAUGAAGAGUAAAGGAUCAAAAAGAAAGUCCACACAAUUAAAUGAAGAUAUGAGCUCUGUGUUCCGCGAUUUCUGCACUGAAACUGGGGCACGUUUACGUGAGAUUGCGCAGAAAAUAGGUUACGAAUAUGAUGUUUCGGCUGCUCGGAAAGAAGUGUAUUCUGUAGUGGGGAAGAUCCUGGGCUUAAAUAUGCAAGAGAAGUUGGUGCUAUGUAAGUUGCUUGUCAGAAACACUGAAGACUUGGAACUAUUCUUCAGCUUACCGGAUGAUGCAAAAGCAGAAUUUGCACGAAUGAAGCUAGCUGGUAAUAUUUAG
Molecule: messenger RNA, 786 nt
Organism: Striga hermonthica
Lineage: Eukaryota; Viridiplantae; Streptophyta; Magnoliopsida; Lamiales; Orobanchaceae
Source: the annotation of a GenBank genome assembly